Callithrix jacchus (white-tufted-ear marmoset) is the source of this 16556-nucleotide messenger RNA. RefSeq names its product SPATA31 subfamily H member 1 (gene SPATA31H1). Lineage: Eukaryota; Metazoa; Chordata; Mammalia; Primates; Cebidae. The record is from RefSeq and is a predicted model, not a curated record.
AUUCCUAACUAUAAUAACAUAUAUUUGGGAAAGGAGAGAUUGAGUUAAAAUAUUCAAAGGGCCUUGAUUUUUCCAUAAAAAGAUAAAAGUUUUUAUUAAGGCUCACCACAACCUCCGCCUCCUGGGUUCAAGUGAUUCUCCUGCCUCAGCCUUCCAAGUAGCUGGAAUUACAGGCAUGUGCCACUAUGCCCGGCUAAUUUUGUAUUUUUAGUAGAGAUGGGGUUUCUACUCUGGUCUUGAACCCCUGACCUCAGGUGAUCCGCCCACCUUGGCCUCCCAAAGUGUUACGAUUAUGGGCGUGAGCCACUGUGCCUGGUUCAGUUCUAAUCUUUUCUUAGAACUCCAUGCUGGCAUAUAACUAGUACCUACCACAUAAAGUGUGUUCAGCUCAUAUAACAUAUCUCAUUCUUUAUAAUUAUAAUCUCUAUAGUGACCACAGAGUAUUUCAUAAUAUGGGUAUACCACAUUUAUUUAACUACUUUCUUUCUGAAGGGCUUUUCUAGAACACUGUUUAGGCUGCCCCUGUAGGCUGAAAAUUCUAUGAGGUGAGAGAUCUUGUCUGUCUUCUAAGACAGUACCUGCUGUUCAAUAGUUCAUUGGGUUGCUUUUCCAGAUUAACUUUCCUGUAAGAAAAAAGAAUGCCGGCCGGGCGUGGUGGCUCACGCCUGUAAUCCCAGCACAUUGUGAGGCUGAGGUGGGUGGAUCAUGAGGUAAAGAGAUCUAGACCAUCCUGGCCAAGAUGAUGAAACCCCGUCUCUACUAAAAGUACAAAAAUUAGCUGGGUGUGGUGGGACGCGCCUGUAGUCGCAGAUACUUCGGAAGCUGAGGCAGGAGAAUUGCUUGAACCCAGGAGGUGGAGGUUACAGUGAACCGAGAUCAUGCCACUGCACUCCAGCCUGGUGAAAAAGUGAGACUCUGUCUCAAAAAGGAAGAAGAAUGCUUUGGCCAGUUUUAUUAAUCUUUGUUAUAGCAUGAAUUGAUUCCUUGUACAUUUUUUUGUUUAGUGAAUUAGCCUUGGAGAAUCCAGUCACGUCUGGAUGACCUGACAGAAUAAAUGUUCCAGACUUUGAAAAUGAGACUGUAGAUUCUGGGGCAGAGUGAUCCUCUAAGAUCAUUUAAUUUCCCUCUCUGGCAUCUCUUUUCUGUCCCAGUGCAAUAGCAGCUAGGAAAUGUGUCAAGCCUUAGAUUUAGGAAACCGUAUGUCUCAAAUGUUCUGAGAGUACCUACUUAAAAUAUCCUAGCUUUCUUUAGUUUACUUGAUCUUGUAUUCUAGUUUGUGGUUUGGGACAUUUAACUCCAUACCUGGACUUCUAGGGAGUGACUGGCUCUAGAGAAAAUGCUUGCAGGGCAGAACAGGCCACUUAGAAGACCUGCAUCUUUGAAACCUUGCCUCUAUACUCCCUACUUAAUGACAAGCUGUCUAGCCCAAUCCUAGAGGAGUCAUAAAGGAGUUCUUCCCCGAGUUUGGCUGUCAGAGCAGAGCCUAUGGACAGCUGCAGGAAGGGGCAGCAGAUGCUACUUUGGGUGUGUCUCAAAGAAGAGACCUAAGCAGCUGACUGCAUGCUGUCAGAUUUACCUUGGAAAGCCCAUUGUGAUAGCACAUGAAGUCACAGCCUGGAGGCAGAAAACUCUUCAGCUGAGGAGCAUAUGGUUGAAAAAUGGCACCAAUUUGGGGGAUGGACAUCCCACUGCCGUCAUGUAUCAACCUUUUAUUAUUAUUUGUUUUUUUUAUUUUGGGGCUUUGGAUGCUGUUUUCUGGGACUCAGAGCUGGAAGCAGGUGCCAGCCAAGAUAAACUCAGAGACUUCAAAGCACCAUAGAUGGAAAAAGAUCCAGAAAUUAACAGAUCCACAGAGGAAAGAAACCCUCAGGAUGGCUUGCAGUGAAGCUAGCCUGACGUGUGUUUCAGGACUCCCUGGGGACAGGACCCAGGAAAAUACACUCUGGUCAAUGAUGCGGACUCUUCGACAGAUCUUCAAACACAUGGAAAGCACAAGAUCAAGGCUUAUGGAACAGGAUUUGCCGGAACUGUAGGAUACAAUUUCUUCCUCUACCUCCUCUGUUCUUGUAGAACAGAAGACUGUUCUAUGCUGUUGUGACUAUAAGAGAGCAAAACAUUCUACUGACCACAGCAUCUCCUUUAGAUCAUCAUGCAGUAACUCUAGUUGUUCUGAGGAAUGCUAGAGCCAUAGUUUACCUAUUUCCCACAAAAGGCAGUCAUCUGUGUUCGAGAACCAAGGCACAACCCUGCCUCCUUUUCGGCUAUCAGAGCCCCAGAAAUCAAAACUUUUUCAGAAUUUGACAGAUCUUUCACCCUUACAAUCUCAGAGCCCUUUUAUCAACUCUAUUUCUGAGCCUCUAAAUAUCUGGAAACAAAAAAGGAAAAAAAAUGAGAGAAGGAGCAAGAGUCAUUUGACAUCAGAUCACUAGCUGAAUUCUGUUUCCAAGGAGAGACCACGACUCCCAAGGUGGGCUCCAUUCAAGCUCUCUCCUUCGGUUAGAAGGGAGCUAAAAAGACAUAUAUCUGAGAAGGGUUUCUCUUUGCAGCAACAAAUGGUACCUUUACCUGUGAGGAAAUCAUGGGCGAUGCUCAAUUAUUUAACUGAAGUACAAAGAGGAGUCGCUGAAUCAAAUAAACUCCAAACUCAGUUAUCUAUGCCCAUUCAUCAAAACACUGAGCAAAACAUUAACAAAAGUUUCCCAGACCUUCCAUCAUUUCCACUUCAUGUGAAUGCUGAAGUGGGAUCUGGAACAAAUAGCACAGAAACAAAACUUUCACAGUCACUUAUCUCAGGAAAGCAGUUACAACCUGGGGAUGGCCCCCAAAUCCUUGGAUCCAAGCCUUUAGUUACAUCAGUGGGCACUCUACCUCCAAGAAGUUUAGGAAUUAAUGUAAUUCAAGAGGAAACCGCUUUACUGAAGGAAGAGCCAAAACACAUACUAGAGCUUAGUAUAGAGAAGAGGGUCAUAGGUUUUCCAGAAAAAAGUAUACAGCAGCACAAGACACAAGUGACUAAUGUGGACGUGGCACCAAGUCUACCAUAUCAAGUCAAGGACAGCAUAAAGGUAACUCCAUUGGCAUUAUUUCAGGUCAUAGAUUCAAUGGGGAUGAUCCCAGAAUCAUAUUCAGAAUCUGUGGGUUUGUCCCCAGAGCUGCCAAGUCAAGUUGUGAAACCAAUGGAAACUAUGAAAACAAUGAGCAUACCACCAAAUCAAGUCAUUCAGUCAAUGGAGGCAGCAAAGCACCAAGUUGUGGAAUCAGAGAGGAUGACCAUGAGAUUACUGAAUCAAGUCACAGAUAAUGAGAAAGUAACUCCUAUAGCACUGCUUCAAGUUAUGGAUUCUAUGGGGAUGAUUAACAAAUCACAUCCACACAUAGAAUUAGUGGGAACGACUCCAACACCACAACAUCAAGCCAUAGAGUCAGUGAAGAUGAACACAAUAUUGAACCAUCAAGUCACAAAACCAGAAAAGAUGAAUCUAAGCCCACAACGUGCAGUUAUGGAAACCGUGGAGAUGAUGCCAGGGCCACAGCAUAAAGUCAUGGAAUCAGUUGACAUGACCUCAGGAUCACAAAGUCAAGUCAUGGAACAAGGAAAGACUAUUCCAGGGCCAAUAUGUCAAGGCACAAAAUCAUCAGAAGUGAUCUCAGCACCAUUACAUCAAGUCAUGCAUCGUGUGAGAGUAACUCCAGUAGCACCAUUACAAGCCAUGGAUUCCACGGGGAUAAUUCCACCAGCACAGCCAUAUGUUACAGAAUCUAGGAGUUUGACCUCAGGUUCACAGUUGCAAGGCAGAAGAUCUUUUCAUCUGGUCCUACCACGAUUUCAAGAUAUAAACACUGUGGAGUUGACACUAAGACCACCAAUGGAAGACACAAAAUCUGCAGAGUUGGCCCCAAAGCCAUGGUUACAAGAUGUCAGAUCUGAGAAGAUAGCCCCAGUACUAUUGUUUGAAGAUGUGAAAACUCCUCAAAUGUUAGAAUGUAGGAGGUUAAUUCCUGAGACACAUGUGCAAGGUAUGAAAUAUGAAGAAUUGACCAAAGGGACACAACUUCAGGCAGUAAAAUCUGCAGAGAUGAGCUCCAAACCAAAUCACCAAGCCACAGAGCCUGAAAGAUUGACCCCAUGGCAUCAAGCCUCAGAUUCUUUAGAGAUGAUCUCAGAGCUAGGAUCUUAAGGAAAAGAAGCAAAGUUGACCUCUGACACUCGUCACCAAGUGGAAAAAUCUAUUGGGUUGACCCAACCAUCUUUAGGAACUAUCCCAGGGCCACUGAGCCAAACUUCAGAAUCUGUGGAGAUGAGCUCAGUGUCAUUCUAAGACACUCUUGAGACAAUGCACCAACUUGGAAAAGCAAUGGGGGAAACUCCAGUAUCACAACACACAACAAAAGAAUCUCUGGAUUUGAUACAAGAAUCAGAGAUACAAAGUGUGAAAUCAGAAGUGUUGACCACAGAGCCACAGCCCCAUGAUAUGAAGUUUGUUCAUGGCAAUCUAGGGCCAUGCUCAGAAAUUACUGAGUUGUCAGAGACACCCCCCACCUCAGAACAUAAAGACACAGAAACUCUGGGGUUGGCAUUGCCUCAAGUUGGUAAGACCCAUGGAGUUUUCCCACUACCACUAGAUUCAGAAACAGGAGUUCUGGAGUUGACUCCAGGAUCAGACAUACAAUACGAGAAAUCAGAGCCACUACUGCAAAAUUUGAAAUCUGCAGAGUUAACCAGUGAGUCAUCUCCAUUAGUCAUAGGAUCUAAAAAGUUAAUUACAGAACCAAAACCACAUGUUACAGACCUGAACCCAGGGCCACAGGUCCAGGGAGGAAAGUCUAUGCAGUUGGAUCUAGAGUCACAGUUGCAAGAUGUGAAACAUGUGAAUUUAAUCCAACAGUCAACUACAGGAGUUGAUACCGGAGAGGAGAUGAUAUCGGAGCUACCGCUACAAAGUAUGCCAUUGGAGGAUUUGACUAAGAAGGCAGAGCUCCAAGAUGUAAACUCUGUGGAUUUAAAUCUAGGCCCAUGUCAGACAAGUGUCAAAUCUUCUGGACUGACCCCAGGGCCACAGUCACAAAGUGUCAGAUUUUCAAAGGUAUUUCCAGGGCCACUCCUUCAAGGAGAAAAACCUGUAGAUUUAAUCUCACAACCCCUACAUUAUGGUGCAAAAUCGGAUGAACUGACCUCGGAUUCCCCAGUUCAGUACAUCAAAUCAUCAGAUUUCAUCCCAGACCUAACACCUCAAAGUGUCAAAUUUGUACAGCUGACUCCAGAAACACAACCUCAAGGUGUGAAAUUUGUGGAGCUAAACCCAGGACUAGGCUUGCAAGAUGUCAAAUUUUCUGAUUCGAUCCCAGGGUCAAAGCACCAAGGUUUCAAACAUGUGCAGAUGACACCAGGAACUCAGCCUGAAGAUAUAAAGUCUCCAGGUUUUAUGCCACAGUCGUCUUUGCAGUUAAGCCAAGGGCCACAUGUUGAAGACAUGAAAUCUGUUCUGUCUGCUGAAGGAUCACAGUUUCACAGGAUGAAAUCUGCAAAACUGACCUCAGAACUACCAGUUCAAAGUGCAAAAUCUGAGGAAGUAAACCUAGGGCCUUGGCAGCAAAAUCUCAAAUUUUCUGAAUUGACUUCAAGGCCAAAGCUGCAAGGUGUCACAUUUGGGGAUCAAACUGCAGGAUCAGUGGUUCAUAGUGUGAAUUCUGUAGAGGUGGUUCCAGAGUUAGGGCUGCAAGAUUCCACAUUAGCAAAGAUGUCUCAAGGAACUCAAAGCAUGAAACAGGAAGGGCUUAACCCAGAGCUGCAGCUACGAGAUGUCAAAAUUUUUGAUUUAGUACCAGGAACUCAACCUCAGGGUGUGAAAUCUUUAGAGUUAAACUCAGGGCCACAGCUACAAUGUGUACAAUUUUUAGAGUUGACCCCAGGGCCAAAGAUGCAAGGGGUACCGCCUAUGGCAAUGGCUCCAGGGCCAGAGGGGCAAGGGGUUAAUCCUCAGUUGUUAGUACCAGAGCCACUGUUUCAAGAUGUAAAAUAUGUAGUAGGCAAUCAAGUGCCAAGCCUUAAAGCUGACGUUUCCAGUAAAUUAAUCUCAGAGCCACAAAUGCCAGAUGCAGAAUCCAUGGGGUUGACUCCAGGACCACAGCUGCCCCGUGUAAAUCAUUCUGAGUUAACCAGAAAACCACAGUUACAAGAUAGGAUAUCUUCUGGAUUGACACAAGGACCACAGUUCCAAGACGUAAAUCCUGUGGGAGAGCCUAGUCUUAAACUUCAAGGUUUCAAAUAUGAAAAGCUAACCCCAGAGCCACAGCUAGAAGAUAUGAAAUCUGUGGAAUUAGUCCCUGCCCAUUUGAGAGAUAUGAAAAGUAGGCAGUUAACACCAGAGCCAGAAUUGGAAGAUGUCAAAUCUAUCAGGUUAACCCCAGAGCCACAGGCAAGAGGUGUAAAACUUGAGGAGGUAACCCCAGGCUCAAAGCUCCGAUCUGAGUUACUGACCUCAUAGUCACAGUUAGAAGAUAUGAAAUCUGUGACCUUAACUCCAGGACCAUGCCUGGAAGGGAUGAAAUCUAUGAAAAUAACUCCAAAUCCACAGCGGGAAGGUGGGAAAUCUGUGGUGAUAAGCUUAAAAUCACAGAGAGAAGAUGUCAGAGCUGUGGAAUUCAUCCCUGAUUCGGAGCUUCAAGAUGUAAAAUCUGCGGAGUUGGUUCCAGAUACACAGCUGCAUGAUAUGAAAGCUGUGAAAUUAAAAUUUGGGCCAAAGAUGCAAGGUGAGAGGCCUAUGGUUUUUGCACCAGAGCCAUUGCCUCAAGGGGUUAAAUCUAUGGAGAUGCUUCAAAGGCCACAGCUACAAAGCAUGAAACCUGAGGAACUGACUUCAGUCCCACAAAUGCAAGAUACGAAAUUUGUGGAGAUUACUCCAUGUUUAAAGCUUCAAAGUUUAAAAUCUAUAAAGGAGACUCAAGAUCCACAUCUGCAAUGUGUAAAAUCUGUAAACUUUGCCUCAAGGCAGAAAAGACUGGUAGUAAAACCUGUGAAUGUAACCAGAGGACAAGAGUUUGAAGAAGUAAAACCUGUGGAUUUAACCCUUGAGCCAGAACAGGAUGGUCAGAAAUCUGUAAACUCACUAGAGCAGCAAUGUGUGAAUUUUGAGCAAGUAAAGAGAGGGUCUGAGUCAGAAGGUAUAAUGUCUUUGGAGUUAAUUCCAGAGUCAAAAUCUGAAGGUAUAAAAUCUGUAGACCUCAAGUCUGACCCACAGUCAAAAGGUAGAAAAGCAUCUGAGUUGACUCCAGAACCAAAUAUGCAAGAUGUAAAAGCUGAAGAGUUCAAACAUGAACCACAGUUGCAAAGUCUGAAAUCUCCCAAGUUGACUCCAGGACCACAGUUGCACCAAGCGAAACCUUUGGGCUCAACUGCAAAGCCACAGCUUCAAAGUGUGAAAAUCAUGGAGUUAAACAAAGAGCCAGAGCUUGGAAGAAGAAAAUCUGUUCAGUGGAUAACAAGACCUGAGUUCCAAGGUGUAAAAUCCGUAGGAUUAAAUCUUGGGCCACAAUCUCGAAGUGUCAAAUCUGCAGUGUUGAAACUUUCCUUACAGUUGGGAGAUAUGGUAACAUCUAAAUUGGUUCUAGCACCAAAACUUCAAGGUGCAAAACCUAUGGAGUUUAACCUUGGGGCACAGUUGCAGUGUGUAAAAGCCCCUGAGUUGUCUGCUGGACCACAAUUACGAAAAGGGAAAAUUUUGGCUUCAGGCUCAGAGCCACAAGUUCAAGGUGUGAAAACUGUGGAGUUAAACCAAGACUCACAGCUUGGAAGUGUGAAAUCAGUGCAGUGGAUACCAGGACCUGAGUUCCAAGGUGUGAAACCUACAGGGUUAAAUCUUGGUUCACAAUCUCAAGUUGUCAAACCUGCAGAGUUGAAAUCUUCCAUAGAGUCAGGAGGUGUAAAGUCAUCUCAACUGCCUCUAGGGCCAAAACUUCAAAGUGCAACAUCUAUGGAGUUUAACCUCGGGUCACAGGUGCACUGUGUGAAAGCUGCUGAGUUGUCUCAAGGACCACAGCUGCAAAAAAGGAAAAGUCCAGCAUCAAGCCCAGAGCCACAGCUUCAAGGUGUGAAAACUGUGGCGUUAAACCAAGACUCACGGCUUGGAAGUGCAAAAUCUGUGCAGUGCAUACCAGGUCCUGAGUUCCAAGAUGGAAAAACUGGAGGGCUGAAUCUUGGUUCACAAUCUCGAGGUGUCAAACCUGCAGAGUUGAAAUGCUUUGUAGAGUCAAGAGGUGUAAAAUCAUCUGAAUUGAUUCUAGGGCCAAAAAUUCGAAGUGCAAAACCUGUGGAGUUUAACUAUGGGCCACGGUUGCAAUUUGUGAAAACUCCUAAGUUGUCCCAAGGACCACAGUUGCCGAAAGGGAAAAUUCUGGCAUCAACCUCAGAGCCACAGCUUAAGGGGGUAAAAACUGUGGCGUUAAACCAAGACUCACAGCUUGGAAGUGUGAAAUCUGUGCAGUGGAUACCAGUACCUGAGUUCCAAGGUAUGAAAGCUAUGCUAAAAUGUGGUUCACAAUCUCAAGCUGUCACACCUGUAGAACUGAAAACUUCAAUACAACUAAGAGAUGUGAAGUCAUCUGAGUUGACUCCAAGGCCAAAGCUCCACAGUGUACCACCUUUGACAUCACUCCAGAAACAUCAGGUGCCAGUGUUCAAAACUAUUGAUUUGAAAUCUGGGUUACAGUUGAGAAGUGUGAAAUCAUGUGGCCCAAUUUCAACAUCAAACUGUGAUAUAAAAUCUAUGGCAUUCAAACCUGGGCUUCAUUUGCAAGAUGUGAAAUUCUUAAUCUCAGGAACAAGGCUUCAAAGUAUGAAAUCAAUGUGUUUCAGUUCUGGACAACAGAUACAAGGUGAAAAAUCUUCUGAGUUGAUUCAGGGAACAAACUAUCAAGAUGUAAAAUCUGUAGAAUACAACCAUGGUCCAAAGUUACAAGGUGUGGCAUCAUCUCAGUUAACCCCAGAGACAAAGCUUCAAGGUGGGGAAUCUGUGGAGUUCAACUCAGGCCCACAGUGGCAAGAUGUGAAAUAUCGUAACUCAAUCAAGGGGACAGAGCUUCAAGAUGUAAAAUCUAAGGAGUUCAGUUCUGAAUCACAAUUACAAGGUACGAAAUCUUCUGAAGAGAUCCCAGUGACAAAGCUUCAAACAGUGAAAUCUGUGGGGCUCAUGCCUAGGCCAGUGCAGCAAGAUGUAAAAUCUUUUGAAUUGUCUCUAGGUACAAAGGUACAGGAUAGGACUUCGUUGGGGUUAAACUCAACCUCACAGUUACAAGAUAGAAAAUUAUUUAUGUCGACACCAGGGAUACAACAUCAAGGUGUGAAAUCUGUAGAAUUCAAUCCUGGGGCAAAGUUGCAAGAUAUGAUAUCUGGGUUGAUAAAGCUUCAGACAGUGAACUCUACAGAAGGCAACCAUGACCCAGAAUUGCAAGUUGCACAACUCUCUAAGUUGGCCUUGGGAUCAAAGAUUCACAGUGUGGCACCUUCUGAGUUCAAUACUGAAAAGCAGCAGCAAGAUGAGAAAUUUCAUAUAUUGAAUCUGUGGCCAGACCUUCAAAGUGUUAAAUCUACGGGGUUCGAUCCUGGGCCACAUUUGCAAUAUAGGAAACCUUCAGAAUUAUGUAAAGGGACAAAGCUUCAAGAUGUAAAAUCUAUGGAAUUCAAUCUUCAGGAACAGUUUCAAGGUGUGAAAUCUGAGUUGCACUUUGGAACAAGGCUUCAAGGUAUACAAUCUUUAGAUUUCAACCCUGGGCCACAGUUGCAAGGAAUAAACUCUGCCAAGUUUAAUCCUGGGCCUGAGCUUCAAGGUAUGAAAUCUAAGGUGUUCUGCCUUGGACCACAUUUGCAAGAUGUGAAUUCUUCCGCAUCCAUUCCAGAGCCACCACCUCAGUGUGCAAAUUCUAUUGCGUGCAACUGUGGGCCAUGUUUGCAAGGUGUAAAUUCUUCUGCAUCUAUUCCAGGCCCUAAACUUCAGUGUGUAAGUUCUAAUGGGUUCAACUUUGGGUCAAACUUGCAAGGUAUUAAUUAUUCUGCAUCCAUUCCAAAGCCACCACUUCAGGGUAUAAAUUCUAUUGAGUAUAGUUCUAGGCCAGAUCCACAAAGUGUGAAUUCUUCCACAUCCAUUCUAAGGCCCAAACUUCAGUGUGUUAAUCCUAAUGGGUGCAACCCUGGGUCAUAUUUGCAAGGUAUGAAUUCUUCUGCAUUCACUCCAGAGCCACCACUUCCGUGUGUAAAUUUUAAUGGGUGCAAUCCUGGGCUGCACUUGCAAGGUGUAAAUUCCUCCGCACCCAUUCCAGGGCCAAAACUUCAGUGUGCAAAUUCUAUUGGGUGCAGCCCAGGGCCACAUUUGCAAGGUGUGAAUUCUGCAUUAAUGCCACAGCCACAAGCUCUGUGUGUAAAUUCUAUUGGGUGCAACACAGAGCCAUAUUUACAAGGUAUGAAAUCUCCUGAAUUAACUUCAGUUUCAAAACUUCAAGGCAUGAAGUGUUCUGAAUUGAACCCAGGGACAGAAAUUCAAAGCAAGACAUCUUUAAUGGUCAACCUUAGACCACAUUUGCAAGAUUUAGAAUCUGAUUUGACACCAGGGUCAAAGUUUCUACGUGUAGCACCUUUGGAAUGCAACUCUGGGCCACAGGUGCAGUGUGCAAGUUCUUCUCAGUUGAAUCCAGGGCUAAAGUUACGAUGCGUAAAUUCUAUGGAGUGCGAACUUGAGCCACACUUGCAAGGUGUAAAAUCAGGGUCAGAAUUUCAAGUUAUGAAAUCUGAGUUGCAUCCAGGGCCAGAGCUUCACAGUAUAAAAUCUGUUAUGUUCAGCUCUGCUCAACAUUUACAAGAUGUAAAAUGUGAACUGACUUCAGGGACAAAAUUUCAAGAUAUAACACCAAAGGAGUUCCACUCUGGCCCACAGCUGCAAGGUAUGAAUUCUUCUGAGUUGAAUUCAGAGUCAGAAUUUCAAUGCAUAAAUUCUAUCAAUUUGAAUCCAGGGCCACAGAUACGAGACAUGAAGCCCUCUGAAUUGAACCCUGGGUCAGAAUCUCAAGGUACGAAAUCUAUUCUGUUCAAUCCCAGACCACACUUGCAAGGUGUGAAAUCUUCUGAGUUAACUCCAGGGACUAAGUUUCAAGGAGUCCAAUUUUGGGGGAAGCACCUUGGCUCACAGCAAGCUGUGCAACCUGCAUUCAAUUUGGGUCCUCAGAUAAAUGGUACAAAAUCUGAGGUAUUUUUACCAGAGCCACUGCUUAAAGUUGUAAAAUCUGUGGACAUAAAUAAGCAGCCAUUGCUUUAUGAUGCAAAUUCUGCAAAAAUGAUUUCAGCCUCUGAGCUACUGGGCUUAAAAUAUGAGGUAUUUACGCUAGAGCCAUGUUUCCAAAAGGCAAAAUCUGUGGAGCUAAAACCAGAACCAUAUCCUCAAGGUAUGAAAUCCGUGGAGUUAAAACCAGAACCAUAUCCUCAAGGUGUGAAAUCUGUGGAGUUAAAACCAGAACCAUAUCCUCAAGGUGUGAAAUCCGUGGAGUUAAAACCAGAACCAUAUCCUCAAGGUGUGAAAUCCGUGGAGUUAAAACCAGAACCAUAUCCUCAAGGUGUGAAAUCCGUGGAGUUAAAACCAGAACCAUAUCCUCAAGGUGUGAAAUCCGUGGAGUUAAAACCAGAACCAUAUCCUCAAGGUGUGAAAUCCGUGGAGUUAAAACCAGAACCAUAUCCUCAAGGUAUGAAAUCCGUGGAGUUAAAAUCAGAACCAUAUCCUGAAGGUAUGAAUUCUGAGGAGUUGCAUUCACACCUCAGGCAGCAUAAUGUAAGAUCUAUGCUAUUUGUAUCAGAGCCACUUUCUUGAGAUGUGAAAUCUGUGAAGCCAACUCUAUGGCCACAACCUCAAAGUGUAAAUUCUUUGACAUCAUGCUUUAGGUCACAAUGCAUUAAAUCUGUGGCCUUUGCACCGAAGCUAUGUUUUCAAGAUGUAAAACCUAUGGAGCUGACGCCAGGGGCCCAACAGCAAGGUAUAAAUUAUCAGGAGUUGACUUCAGGAUGGCAAGAUGUGAAAUCAAUGGUGUUGGCACCAGAGCCAACUAGGAAGUUCUCAUCAGGACCAAUGUUGGCUAGUGUCAGAUUUUCAAAUUUGUCUCCAGAAUCACAGCAUCAAGCCAUGAAAUCUUUGGAGUUUACUCUAGAGUCAAAGUUGCAAAGUGUAAAACAUGUGAAAUUGUCUUCAGUGUCUCUGCAGCAAGAAAAAGUUGUUCAGCCUGAGAAAGCGACCCCUGGACCACCAUUUCAAGUUGUAAAGUCUAUGACAACGCCAAGGCCCACCCCUCAAGUGGUACAAUAUAUUGAGUUGACUCCAAAACUACAAGAUGUGCAACCUUCAGAGCUGCCCUCAGGGCCAUGGUUACAAGAUAUGAAAUCUAAGAAAUUAAUCACAAAGCCAAAACACCAGAUUAUAGAAACAAGGGAGUUGACAGGGUUUCAAAUUGUAAAAAUAAUGUUAAUCCCAGGGCCACCCCUUCAGAUUGUAAAAUCUGAGGAAUUAGCACUAGGACCAAUUCCUCAGGUUGUAGAACCAGUAGGAGUAGCUCUAGAAUCAGGAAUUGAAGCAAUAAAUUCUGUGAAUUUACCGAGGCCACAUCUUCAAGAACUAAUAGUACCUGUAGAAUCAACUAUAAGGCCACAUAUUCAAGUGAAAUCUGAAGAAUUAACCUCACAGCAGACAUCUCCAUUUAAGGAACAUACAAUAUUGACUCAUCAACAAGGACUUCAGGCUGUGAAAUUUACAGUGAUUAACAGAGCCUCUAAACUUAUGGAAUCUGAGGAUUUGAAUCUAGGACAGGUGUGUAAGAAUACGGACUAUGAGAAGUUAACGUCGGAAGAGUUACAAGUGGGGACUCACUUCUCUAGGUUCCUACAAAGCUCUUCAACCUCACUUAUUUCAAGCUCUGUUAACGCAUCUGAAUUAGGAGGAUUUUGGGAUUCUGGGAUACAAAAAGUCAGAGCUUUGGAUGUAAAAAACCUUGGGACAGAUAUUUUUCAGCAUGAAGAGACCUAUCUAGACCCUAUUAUGAUGCAAUCUUUAACUCUUCCCUUGGCCCUUCAUAAUCAAAGCUCUGUUAAGACAGCUUACAUUGUGGAAAACCCAUGUCCUGAGAUUCCAGGAGUGGAUGUCAUAUCUAAACAGACAACUAAGAGGAAUCAAUUGGAGGAGCUAGAGAACUCACUUCAGAGACAUCAAUCACAAAGCUGGAGAUCACUAUCUAGGACAUUCCAGGCAGAAUCAGGGGUUCAGAAAUCCCUCAUCAAGUCUCUCCUGGGCAGACGACCCAACAUCUGGGAGAGUCAUGCCUGGAGGCAGUGACUACCAAGAAAAUAUCUCUCCACUAUGCUUACCCUGGGGAAUGUUUUAGGGACCACUAUGGAAAGGAAGCUUUGUUCUCAAACAUCUCUAGCAGGAAAAGCCACUGCAGAUACCUGUCAGUCCAUUCAGAAUUUAUUUGGGAUUCCAGCUGAACUGAUGGAAGCUUCCCAGAUGCUGCCAGAGAAGGGUCCAGUUACUAUUUUUCAGCCUUCAGUGGUCAAACACUACAUUCAGAGCCAUAGGUCAAUGGCCUUAAAAAUGUGGACAUGUGUCUCCACAUCUUCCAUAAUACAGCAAUUCUCUGGGAAGAGAGUGGGAAUAAAGAAAACAAACUCAGGGUUCAGUGGUAUAUCCCAGGAAGCCAUUCAGCAUAUGCCUGUCGCAUGUGCAGGGGGCCAGCUUCCUGUCCUGGUAAAGUCAGAGUCUUCCAUCAGCAUAUUUUACAACAGAGAAGAUCUUGUUCCAAUGGAAGUAAGUGAGAACGCACAGAGUGAUUCCCAAACGAGGAUUUUUGAGUCCCAACACUCCCACAAGACAAAUGACGUUUCCCAGAGUGACUUCUCAGAACAGCUCCAGUUGCUACAAGAUUUGCAGCUAAAAAUAGCAACAAAACUCUUAAGGAGUCAAAUACCCCCCAGUGUACCUCCACCUCUAGCUUCAGGUCUAGUCCUAAAGUACCCCAUCUGCCUACAGUGUGGCCAAUGUUCAGGAUUUAACUGCCAUCAUAAAUUACAGACCACUUUGGGGACUUAUCUUCUGAUCUAUCCACAGCUCCACCUUGUACGCACUCCUGAAGGCCAUGGUGAGAUUCGAGUGUACCUUGGCUUUAGGCUGCAAACUAGGAAAAGACCCCAAAUCUCAAAGUAUCAUGAGAGAGUUAGACCCGUCAUAUGGGGAAGACCUAUGUCACCAUCACAAAGGAAAGCUAAACUCCAUACUCAAGCUUCUAAGAGUCCUACUUCCACAAUAGAUUUGCAGUCUGGGUCCUCCCAGACCCCUGCUCCUGUACAGGUCUACCUCAGGUGAAGACAACGCAGCAGCCCUGACCUAGUAGAAAAGACAAUAAUUAGAGCACCUAGACGCUAUGAAUCCAUUCAGGUUCACACCCUAUCAGAGAGUGACUCUGAAAUCACUCAGAAUGAGAAACGGGCUAAAGUGAGAACCAAAAAGACCUCUGGUUCAAAAUAUCCAAUGAAGAGAAUGACCAAGGGCCUUAGAAAACACAGAAAGUUCUACACAAGCAGUAGAACCACAAAAGAGAGACCCUCUAGGGAAUUACCAGCCCAUUUAAGAAGGAAGACGAUUGGAGCAGCUCAGACAAGUACUGCCUCCUUGAAAACACAACCUAAGAAACCUUCCCAACCCAAGUUCAUGCAACUGCUUUUUCAGGGCCUACAGCGGGCAUUCCAAACAGCAUACAGAGUUAUAGCUUUUGCUGGGCAGAAGCCUGUGGACAGGACAAUCCCAGACAAUGUGUGGGCAAGCAAAAACUAUUAUCUGAAACAAAAUGCCAGGGACUAUUGCAUACCCAGAAAUCACAAAAGAGACAGGAGGUCAGCUGACAAGCUAAGGUCAGCAGACUCGACCAUUAAGCAGGAGGACAUAUUGUGGGAAGGAACAGACCAGUGCAGAUCAGCUCAACAGCCAAGAAGAGCUCACCGUUUCCAACCCAGACCUCUUCGACUGCCCAAGCCCACAGACUUCCAAAGUGACAUCACUUUCCAAGCUGCCUCAGUGGAGCAGCUUCUGGGAACUGUCCAAAAGGAUAGUAGUAGCAGAUCAAAGAAAAAUGAAAUCUCCAGCCAGGAGUCUAAGAACUUGCCCACACCAGGAACCAGAGUUCAGGCCCAAGGAAGACUCCUACCUGGUUCCCCUGUGAAGAGAACCUGGCACCGACCCCUUAAAAAGAAACUCACAAACAAGGAGCAAAACCACCCCAGCUUCUAUAGGGACAGAACCCCACAUGGUCCUGAGAGAACCGGUCAUAAUCGCUGUUGGAGAAACCACUGUAGUCCCUCUGAGAGACACCAUUGCAGCCCCUCUCGGAGAAAUCACAGUCCCCUGGAGAGGAGACAUUACAGUCUCCCUGAAAGGGGCCAUUGCAGUCCCUCUCAGAGAAAUCAUCACAGUCCCUCUGAGAGAAGCCACCGCAGUCCCUCGGAGAGGAGCCAUCACAGUCCUUCAGAUAGAAGAUUUUGCAGUCCCUCUUGGAGAAAUCAUCUCAGUCCCCUGGAAAGGAGCCAUCACUCUCUCUCUGAAAGGAGCCAUGGCAGACCCUCUCACAUAAAUCAUCACAGUUCCUCUGAGAGGAGCCGUCACAGUCCCUCAGGUAGAAGAUUUAGCAGUCCCUCUCAGAGAAAUCAUCGCAGUCCCUCUCAGAGAAAUCAUCAUAGUCCCCUGGAAAGGAGUUGUCACAGUCUCUCUAAAAUGGGCUAUCACAGUCCCUCUGAGAGGAGCCAUCAGAGUUCCUCUGAGAGAAGCCAUUGCAGUCCCUCUCAGAGAAGCCAUCAUCGUCCCUCUGAAAGAACCCAUCACAGUCUCUCUGAGAGGAGCCAACGUAGUCCCUCUGAGAGGAGAUGUCACAGGUCCUCUGAGAGGAGCCACAGUAGGAUUUCUAAGAGAAGCCACAGUUCCUUAUUGAAGAGCCACCUCAGUCCCUUGGAAAGAUGCCGUUACAGUUCCUCUGAGAUGAGCCACCACAGUUCCUGUGAGAGAGCCCAUUAAAGUCCCUCUGAGAUGAGGCCAGGGAGGCCCUCUGGGAGGAGCCAUCGCAGUUCCUGGGAGAGAGUCCAUCACAGUCCCUCUGAGAUGAGGCCAGGGAGACCCUCCGGGAGAAGCCAUCGCAGUCCCCUUAAGGAGAGACUCAAGCACAGUUCCCCUGGGAAGAGGCCCAGCCCUUUCAAGAAUGGAACAAGUCUCCUUGGGACCACACACAAAAAUCCCAAAGCAGGGCAAGUGUGGAGGCCUGAAGCUACUCAAAGAGGCGAUAUCCACCCCUAUUAUUCAUCGUCUCCUUCAAGUCUUCAACGUGCUGCCCUUUCCAGCCUUUUUUCCUGUUCAGCCAUUGCCUCCAGUUCCUGCACCCCCAGCGUGGAAAGGCUUCCAUGUCUCUCUACAGGGGGUGGCGUGUGAGAUUCAUUCUCUAAUAAAGCCGCAGUAACUGAUCUCCCUGUGCAUCUAGACUGAGGCCACUGGGCAGGU